CGCUGCGUUAUGUUUUGACGGAAGCGCUCCUCGUACAUGCGCUAUUGGCAUUGUAGCAUGAUUGAUUUUUAUCCCGAUUUCACUCUGAAGUUCCCAGCUGUUUAGCUGCAAUAUCUGCAUUGCGCCUGCCUGAACUGAAUGCACUUGUAAAAGAGUUUUCCGGGAACCAGGUCCCUGGAUUUCAGUCAUUAUGUCGACCGCCGUAGACGAAAGGGUUACAGAUGAAGUCGAGGCUUUGGAAGCUAUUUUAAUGGAUGAUGUGGUAAUUAAGAGGGUGGAUGACGUGCCACAUACGAUUGAAACAGUUGUGCAUCCGUCAACAGGAGAUGACACCGACCAACAGUAUGUUUGUGUGACCCUGGAGGUCAAACUGACUCCAGAUUACCCCGACAGCAGCCCCGACGUGACGCUGCGCAACCCUCGAGGCCUAGAUGAUGUUCUGCUGAAUACAAUUAAUUCACAAAUCAAAGAAAAGUUGGAUGAUUGCCUGGGGCAGCCUGUUGUCUUUGAGCUUAUUGAGCUAAUCCGUGAGAACUUAACGGAGAGCAACCUUCCAAGUGGUCAGUGCGUGAUCUGCCUGUACGACUUCAUCGAAGGGGAUGUGUUCAUCAAGACCCAGUGCUACCACUACUUCCACAGCCACUGCCUGGCCAGCCACCUCAUCGCUGGCCGGAAAUAUUACCAGGAGGAGCUGGAAAAGCUGCCCAAUUGGCAGCAGAUGCAGACUCCACCUUAUCAGCAAACUUGCCCAGUCUGUCGCUGUGCAGUGUCUUGUGAUGUGGAGACGCUGAAGAAAGCCCCGGCACCAGUGGAAUCUAUCACUGCCCCACCAUUCUGCCUCACUGCUGAAUUAAAGGCUCUGCAAUUAAAGAUGGCGGCGUUGCUGGCCGCGCAGACCGCCAAGGGAGGCGUCGUGGGCGACGGCCCGGGCGGCCCGCCGCCGCUCACCAUCACCAGCCCCACUAACAGCGACAAUGAGGCCAGCAACGGUUCAGCGAGCGCCGCUCCAGACGUGAAGCCCGCGUCGCCCGGCGCACAGAACGGCCACGGCAACGCCUCGCACUCCGAGCCGACCUGUCGCCCGCCAUACAGGGGCUUCAACCGUCGCGGCAAGCCGGGCCGACGCGGGCGCGGGCGCGGCGCGCGGUGACCUCCGCCGCCCCGCCCCCCGCGCCGCCGCGCCCCCCGCGCCAUCCGCGCCUAGCUACACCGCCCCGCAGCCCGACCCCACCGAGGCAAAAUGCACUUUAUCUGUUGUCCGGUAAGAUUCACUUUCCUUUGCGAGUGUGACCUAUCGAGCGUAAAUAGUUCGUGUUCUGUGAGCACUGUCUGGGCGCCCGGUCUGCUGAUGAGCGAAUCGAAAUAUGAUUUCUGUAAAUGGUACCUUAUUACCUCCGCCGUUAGUUAUAAUUUCCUUUGCGCAACUAACAUAAACAUAUCGAACGAUGCAUCAAAUAAUAGUACUCAUCUUAAAGACCACAUAAAUGUUUUCGUGUGGUCACAAAUUAAUUACAAUUGUAACUGUAUCAUUGAAGAGUUCGGACGGUUUGGCUGUGAUAUAAACGCUUCCCGGGGUAGUGUUUGUGUGAUUUUCGACUUUAUUUUUAAAACAUUAAUGUUUAAUUUGCAUCAAGUUCGGUAUAGUCAGCAGAAUAAAGCCGAUAUCGAGUUUGCGGUCAAAAGUUUAGUAUGCUCAUUCAAUAGAACGAGUGAACCACAGAUUCAUGUCAAUUUUAACCUUGUUUCCAACGAAUUACGGUUGUAUUUUGAUAGCACAGUAAGCAAAUCGCAUAGUGUUCGUCGAUUAUGUAGAAUUAUUUUUUACAUAACCAUAAACCAAAAUUAUCAGUACAUAAAAAACACAACUGUAAACAUAUUGUCAAAAAGCUUAGUCAUUAGUCAGUAAAAUUAAACAUACACGGGUUUUAAAUGUAGUGUUUGCGGGUGUUUUGGUAAAUGAACGCAAGAGUGAGACUGAAAUGUACAUAAUUUGGACGGAGAGCGUAGACUCGAGUCACCUCUUAGGUGCUACAUUUGCCAAAUUGAGUGUUACAUUCGUAUUGCAAUUAAAAAUAUCAGUGCCAUUUGUUGCCAAUACAGGGUCCCAUUUUCCUCACACCGAUUUUAAAAGUCGGCCCACGUACCUAUCGAGACUGAUUUAUUAUUGUUACCCACGUAUAUGUGUAAAUGUUUUUAUUGUUAUACGUUUAGUGUUAACUCUCUGCUAUUAUCGUAUUUGUACCAAUAUCCCUUCCGAGCAAAGCGUUGUGAGUAUCAUGAA
This is a messenger RNA of Cydia strobilella, 2281 nucleotides long. RefSeq names its product E3 ubiquitin-protein ligase RNF25. The transcript is spliced from 7 exons. Gene Ontology annotation, cellular component: nucleus. Gene Ontology annotation, molecular function: ubiquitin protein ligase activity; protein binding. Lineage: Eukaryota; Metazoa; Arthropoda; Insecta; Lepidoptera; Tortricidae. Gene Ontology annotation, biological process: protein ubiquitination. The coding region runs from base 191 to 1150 and encodes 319 amino acids. The record is from RefSeq and is a predicted model, not a curated record.